AUGCGUUCAGUUGGUAAGAAGAAAGGACAACAUCACUACUCUCGCUUCACUUUAACAUCAGUUUUUAAUAGUUUUAUUAUCAUGGAAGUAAAUAAUAAUACAAAUUUAUUUGUACAAUUACCACAUACAUUAUUAACGAGAAUCACCAAUGAACUAAGAGACAACAUUGACAAAAUCUGUUUUAGUUUGGUCUGUAAGCGAUGGUUCGAUGAAAGAGACAGAUAUCUGUUGUUCAACAUUGAUAAUCAUAUUAAACAACGUUAUCUAAAUGAUGAUGAUUGUAGUUCAUUAUUCUUUACGAAAUCAUACAAAUCAAUCUAUAUCAAAUCAUUAGAAAUCAGCAAAAACAACAAGAAUAACUGUAUUCUUUAUAUUGGUGAUCUAAAUGAGUAUCAAAGACGUGAUUAUUACGAUAGAAUAAAGAAUCCAAUCAUUGAAUUUGAUUAUUUUAUAGAUUACAAAUUAUUGAACACAAUCGAUAAGAUACCAAGUAAUGUUACCAAUGUUUUAUUAAAUAUAUUUAAUAAGUUGAAUCAAGAUGAUUCCAAACAUUUGUAUAAACUGUUGGCAGAAUCAAAUGUUACACAACUCGAUGGAUGUAAUACAGUUGUGCACCAACUUCCACCACGACUUGUCAAAUUGACAUUCGACAAUCAAUUCAAUGAAUCUUUGUCUGUUGGUUGUUUCCCUUCUACUUUGAAAGAGAUUACUUUUGGCGAAUAUUUUAGCCAACCCAUCCACAAAGGUGUAUUUCUCGAAGGUCUGGAGAAGCUUGCUUUAGGUGCCAAUUUUUGCGAGACAAUUGAAAACUCUGCCAAUGUAUUUCCAUCGACUCUAGAGUAUCUGAGUGUUGGUAGUUACUAUGAUGCUCCACAUGUCAAUAUGUUCCCACCAAAUCUAGAGAUCCUAGAGUACACUGCAUACAAUAGAGAAUCCAUCGAUGGAAUGUUGCCAGCCACCUUACACACCAUCAUCGAUAUACCAUAUCAAUGGAUUUCACACAUUGGAAACCUACCAAAUCUUAAACAUUUGGUGAGUGUUAACAACGAGGAUGUAAACGAUUAUGAUAACAACGAUGAAUAUAGUGCCAAACCGUUUGAUCUAAUUUCUAUUCCAGAAGGAAUCGAAACAUUGAUCAUUGGCGAUACAGAGUAUGAUUUUCUUGACAAUGUAUAUACAGUAUACAGGCUGAGUGGGGCACUUCCAAAUUCGGUGGAAACAUUCAAUACCGGACCAAGUUACUAUCAAUUCGACACACUGUUUCCAUCGGAUAUACAAUACCACUUUAAAGAGUUAGCACUCAGCACCCCCGGAGAUACCAAACCAAUUCCUUCGAAUAUUAAAGCCAAGAAACUCUGUUUAUCAAACUACCACAAAAGAGUUUUCAACGAGGGUGAUCUUCCAGAUGGCAUUGAAAUUCUUGAGUUCAGAUAUUGCAAGCAAAUAGAAUUCAAAUCGGAACGUUCACUUCCAGAUUCCAUUAAAGAGAUCAUUGUUUAUAACCAGACUCUAAACGAUCUACAGAUUCCAAGUGGUAUGAACUCUAGUUCUUUGGAGUGUAUAACGUAUAUUAAUGACUGUAAACUAAGCAUGAAGAAAGGUGUAAAGAUACCGGAAUCAAUUCGAACACUCAACACAGUGUUUGAUGCAACCAACUUUCAAUACAUUCCAACAACACUCACCAAUAUCAACUUUACCAACAGUAUCGAAUCUGUAUCAAACAAUAUUGAUUGUCAAGUGAGGAAAUUAGAUAGUAAAUACUAUUUAAUGUUUGGAACAACCAACAGAAUCAAUUGCAUUUCAACAAUUUUCAACCAAUCAAUGUUUAAUAGCUCACUAGUCGAGAAAAUAGAGUCAAGAAGCAACCAAAUCAAAAAGUUGUCAGAAACUGCAAUAAGUUGUGGUAAAAUAGAUAAACAAUAUUUUAUUGAUCAUAUAUUCAAUUACAAUUACUUAAUGAAUAACAAUAGCACAAAUAAAUUUGUUAAUUUACCACAUACACUUUUAACAAGAAUAAUCAAUGAAUUAGAUGAAAACAUAGAUAGAAUCUGUUUUAGUUUGGUUUGUAAAAGAUGGUUCGAUGAAAGAAAUCGAUAUCUUUCCUUCAAGACAGAUAUAAAGUAUGACAAGAGUCGUUGGUAUCUACGAUCUUAUCAAUCAAUCAUUGAAAACUCAAAUAACUCAAAGAAGAUCUUUACUCUCUUGAUUGGUGAAAAGUUAGAAAGCAAUGCACUAUUAGAUCUAAUCGACCCAAAUGACUUUGAUUUUCAUUCAGAGUGUGGAACGGAAUUAUUAUCACAUGUUGAUAUCCCUUCAGGUGUAACUUCUGUAACUUUAAAUGUGUUUGAUACGAUAAGUGAAGAAGAGAGUAGUCAUCUCUUUAGAUUGUUGAGAGAACAAUCGAAUGUAACUGAACUCAAUGGAUUACAUACAGUUGCCUAUCAGCUACCAUCUAGUUUGAAGAGUAUCAGUUUCGACCCUCAGUUCAACGAACCAUUGACUGUGGGCAGCCUCCCAGCAGGAUUAAAGAUAAUCCAACUUGAAGGGUACGACGGAACUAUUGAAAGUGGAGCAUUCCCUGAUGGUGUUGAAGAGAUCAAUCUACAGUCUUAUUCCAAACCAUUGGGAUAUGGAGUACUUCCAAACUCUGUUAAAUCAUUGAAAUAUGCUGGAAGACAUCCAAUUGGAGUGGGUGUGCUACCACAAAAUUUAGAAACACUAACCUACAGUGGAUAUCAAUGUGAACUUGAAGAUGGUGUAUUACCAAGCUCUUUGACUUCACUGAUUAUGGCGCCAUCACAGUGGAUCCCCAAACUCAAGUCACACCAUCUUCCAAAUCUAAACUAUCUAAAUGUCUAUGAUUCACGUGGUGAGACAAAUGAAGAUGGAGAAGAUUUCGUAAAUGGAGAGAAAACAAUUGAUCUCAGUGAGAUCCCAGCUACCGUUAGGAAUCUUUGUUUCUACUAUACCUAUACUCUGCGAUCUGCUUUAUCAACUUCAAUCACUCAUUUAAAUAUCGAUCGAUGUAGAUUUCGAUUCACAGAAAUCCUCCCAGAAGAUAAUCAAUACAACUUCCAAGAUUUGACAAUUGGAUAUCGUAGCGAACAACAACCAUUCCCAAAGAAUGUCCAAACACUUCAACUUCACCUCCACGACUACAAUCAGAGUAUCAAGUGUGGAGAACUCCCUUUUGGAAUUGAGUUAUUGGAGUUCUGUGGCGUGAUGUCUUAUAAUAUUGAGCGUGGAGCACUGCCCAACUCCAUAAAGAAACUCAAUCUCUACAAUCGAUGUAUUAAAGAUAUCAACAAUGAAGGUGUGAUUCCAGAUUCUGUGGAAUCAAUAGGUUUAUGUCAUAUUGGAGUAUAUGAGAGAUACUCUGAUGUUGUUGUGCCUCCAACCAUAAGAAACCUGUCUACUAACAUCAAUAAAAUAACAAGAUGUAAAAUAGCUCCCAAUACUCUCACCAACUUGGAACUCAACUGUAAUUUCAAUCCAAAGCCAAUCAUUCAAAUUAGAAAACUGGACAAUCACCAUUACUUAGUCAUUGGCAAAUCUAAUCCCUUCAAAUUCAUCGCUGCCAUGUUUCAUGAAUCACUAUUCCUCGAAGAAAUUUUCAGAGUUAUCGUUGAAACCAACCCCAAGCCCAAAAGCAAAAGUUAUUGUAGAAUAAUUUAA
This is a messenger RNA of Heterostelium album PN500, 3675 nucleotides long. RefSeq lists its product as uncharacterized. The record is from RefSeq and is a predicted model, not a curated record. Lineage: Eukaryota; Evosea; Eumycetozoa; Acytosteliales; Acytosteliaceae. Bases 1 to 3675 code for a protein of 1224 amino acids. The transcript is spliced from 7 exons.